Messenger RNA from Hemicordylus capensis (graceful crag lizard), 3572 nucleotides. RefSeq names its product minichromosome maintenance 8 homologous recombination repair factor (gene MCM8). Gene Ontology annotation, molecular function: single-stranded DNA helicase activity; single-stranded DNA binding; ATP binding. The transcript has 20 exons. Lineage: Eukaryota; Metazoa; Chordata; Lepidosauria; Squamata; Cordylidae. Gene Ontology annotation, biological process: double-strand break repair via homologous recombination. The coding region runs from base 226 to 2718 and encodes 830 amino acids. The record is from RefSeq and is a predicted model, not a curated record. Gene Ontology annotation, cellular component: MCM complex; nucleus.
CUGGUGUAUGACGCCGAGGAGGCCUGACAGGAGGGCGCCAAAAUGCAGAUGGCAGAGAAUGAGCAGAACUGAGAGGCAGAAGCGGGCUGGGCUGCUAUUGCGGAGAGGGGGGUCUCCAGAGCACCAGCAAAUAAUGCCCUUAACCUAUCCAGUCAGAAGAGCGAAGUCCUAUGUGUGUCAACUGUGAAUUUAAUUCCUAGUCUGUAGAUCGACUAGAGCGCUGAGAUGACCAGCAAGGAGUCCGGAGGAAAAGGUUAUGGACGAGGAGGAAAUGGCUUUCAGAAAUGGAGAGGAAGAGGAGGAUUGCGGGGAAGAGGAAGAUAUGGAUCCAGAGGAGAAGGAAAAAGUACUGCUGGGAAGUCGGUGUCUGCUCAGCCUCAGCUCAUUCAAACAACACUGGACCCAGUUUCUCCUUACAGAGGCUGGAAACUUUAUUUUUCUGAAGCAUAUGAUGACGGCUCCCCUUUUGUUCAGAAGAUUGAAGCAUUUGAAAAGUUUUUUACAUCUCGAAUAGAACUUUAUGAUAAGGAUGAAAUAGAAAGAAAAGGGAGUAUUCUUGUGGAUUAUAAAGAGCUGGUGGAUGAUAAAGAGGUGGUGGAAUCAAUACCUGAUAUCGUCACUGAAUUAAAGGAUAUGCCACAGAAAAUACUGGAUUGCAUGGGACUGGCAAUACAUCAGGUAUUAAGCAAAGAUCUUGAAAGACAUGCAGCAGAACUGCAGGAGCAAGAAGGCCUGUCCAUUGAUGAAGAACCCAUAAUAGAUGUACCAUAUAUUCAUGCAAGAGUAUACAACUAUGAUCCGCUUACUCAGCUUAAGUAUAUUCGUGCUAAUUGCUAUGGGAAAUAUGUUGCUUUGCGUGGGACUGUUGUGCGUGUCAGUAACAUUAAGCCUUUCUGCACCAAGAUGGCAUUUAUAUGCAGUGCUUGUGGAAAUGUUCAAAGUUUUCCUUUGCCUGAUGGAAAAUACACACUCCCUACAAAGUGUCCUCUGCCUGUUUGUCAUGGGCGAUCAUUCACUGCAGAUAGAAGUUCUCCAUACACAGUUACAGUGGACUGGCAGUCUAUUAAGAUUCAAGAGCUCAUGUUGGACGAUCAGCGAGAAGCUGGUAGAAUCCCUCGCACAAUAGAAUGUGAACUGGUUCAGGAUCUUGUAGAUAGCUGUGUUCCAGGAGAUGUGAUUACUAUCACAGGAAUCGUCAAAGUGUCAAACACUGAGGAAGGGACAUCUAGAAAUAAAAAUGAUAAAUGUGUCUUCCUGUUAUACAUCGAAGCGAACUCUGUUAGCAAUACUAAAGGACAGAAAAUCAAGAAUUACGAACAUGGAAUAAACCACCAAGUGUGCAUGGAAUUUUCCCUUAAAGACCUUUAUGCUGUUCAGGAGAUCCAAGCUGAAGAGAACCUGCUCAAACUCAUUGUCAACUCUGUUUGUCCUGCUAUCUAUGGUCAUGAGAUUGUGAAAGCCGGUUUAGUGCUGGCAUUAUUUGGAGGGUGUCAAAAAUAUGUGGAUGACAAAAACAGGAUUCCUAUUCGAGGAGACCCACAUAUACUGGUAGUUGGAGAUCCUGGAUUGGGGAAGAGUCAGAUGUUGCAAGCUGUAUGCAAUAUUGCACCUCGUGGUGUAUAUGUUUGUGGCAAUGCUACCACCACCUCUGGCCUGACUGUAACUCUCUCUAGAGACAGUGCCUCUGGAGACUUUGCUUUGGAAGCUGGUGCUCUUGUGCUUGGAGAUCAAGGUAUUUGUGGAAUAGAUGAGUUUGAUAAGAUGGGGAAUCAGCACCAAGCUUUGCUGGAAGCUAUGGAACAGCAAAGUAUCAGUCUUGCUAAGGCCGGAAUUGUUUGCAGCUUACCAGCGAGGACAUCCAUCAUUGCUGCAGCAAAUCCAGUUGGGGGACACUAUAACAAGGCCAAAACGGUUUCUGAGAAUCUAAAAAUGGGCAGUGCUCUAUUGUCCCGGUUUGACUUGGUAUUCAUCCUGCUGGACAUACCUAAUGAAGACCAUGACCACUUGCUUUCCGAGCAUGUGAUGGCAAUGCGAGCUGGAAAACAGACUGGAUGCAGCAGUGCUGUAGUGACUCGUGGAAACUCUCAGAAUUCCAACAUUUCGAUUCUCGAAUCCAUUUCAGACAAACCAUUAUUGGAAAGAUUAAAGGUCAAUCCAGGAGAAACUUUUGACCCAAUUCCACACCAACUCUUAAGGAAAUAUGUUGGCUAUGCUCGGCAGUAUGUACACCCCAGACUGUCUCCAGAAGCCGCUCGGGUCCUUCAGGAAUUCUAUCUUGAGCUCCGACAACAAAGCCAAAGAGCAGAUAGUACACCUAUCACCACUAGGCAGCUAGAGUCGCUGAUACGUCUAACAGAGGCACGGUCAAGAUUAGAACUGAGAGAAAAGGCUACCAAAGAGGAUGCUGAGGAUGUCGUAGAAAUAAUGAAAUACAGUAUGCUAGGAACGUAUUCUGAUGAGUUUGGGAAGUUAGAUUUUGAACGUUCUCAGCAUGGUUCUGGAAUGAGCAACAGGUCGCAAGCGAAGAGAUUUGUUUCUGCCCUCCACAGUAUUGCAGAAAGAACCUACAACAACCUCUUUGAGUUUCAACAGCUUCGACAGAUUGCAAAGGAGGCAAACAUAAAAGUAGCCGAUUUUGAAAACUUCAUUGGAUCUUUAAAUGAUCAGGGUUAUUUUUUGAAAAAAGGUCCAAGAUUAUAUCAGCUUCAGACUAUGUGAAGGAACUCAGCAACUGAAGGAAAUGUUAAAAUGACUUAUGGGUUGGAAAAGGUCUAACAGAGCAUAACAUUGUACUAUGUUAAAGCAAAUUUACAUCUCUCAGGCAACCAAGAUUGCCAAUUUUGCAGAGAUUCAAGAUCCUUGGUUCAGUGACAAACCUCACAGCUUGGUCUGGAGGAUGAGAAAAGAGUGCAGGUUUGUGGGCUCUCAUGUGUGGCUUCCAUCCAUUUCCUGUUUAGUGCAAACUUCAGCUUGCUGAUUCAGACAUUGGAACAAGUUUUGUUAUAUAUUAAAACAUGAAAAAGACAGGGAAGCCUUAUGAGAGAUGGGAGGAGGGAGCAUGGGAGUCUGUAGCUCUUCAGGAGUCUUGUUUGAAUUGAGCCACUGCCUGCUAGUUUUAAAAAUCAGGCACUAAUAGUCAACUUCUUAAAGUAAACUACUGACAGCCUCCCUAAUGGUACAGAGGCAGUUUAGCAAUCCAAGGUUGAGCUGGGGGUGGGGCGAGGUUAGUUUGUCUUCCUCCUCUUCCCCAGAAGUGCACACUGUGACCCAGAAGUAGCUGCCUGAGAUUCAUAUGUUCACCGCAGCUCUGGAUCAUUACAUGCUGCACCUCCAUAUUCAUGAGGAUGCCACUGUUAAUUGUAAUUUCUGAAAUGUUGAUGUUGUAAAUAUAUCAUUUGAACAAUGUUGUACUUAAAUGUAUGUUGACGUUGAUGUAGUUUUAAAACUGAAAUGUUCAAUGUAUUGUGAAUAUGCACUUCUAGAUGUCUAAAACUGCUAUAACAAUGCCACAAAUGGUGUAUAAUAUUGAAUUAUUAGUUAAAACAAGCAAUCAAUAUACUAUUUCCAAAAGA